AUGGCGCCUUCCCGUUUUAUAAACCUCGGGUGGGGACCGGGACUAAAUAGCAGCGUUAAUUCCCUUUACAGCCAGGCUGUACAGACGCUCCCCGGAGAUCUGCGAAGGCAAGAGGAGCGCGGAGAGCUGCUGCAGCCGCUGGUCUUUGUCUUACUGGUUCUGUGCUCCGUCCUGCUGUACUUUAAAGUGUCUCUCAUGGAUCCGGGUUUUGUUAAGCCUGAUGAGGAAGUACAGGCAGGAAAGACUGAAGAACAAAGCAUGGUGACACCCCAAGUUCCAAGCAAUAUUAAGAUGCGGCGCUGUGGCUACUGCAUGGUGAAGCAACCAAUGCGAGCCAAGCACUGCCAGCUGUGCCAGCACUGUGUUCGGCGUUAUGACCAUCACUGUCCCUGGAUUGAGAACUGUGUAGGAGAGAAGAAUCACCCUCUCUUCAUAGUCUACUUGAGCGUGCAGCUUGUAGUUUUGCUGUGGGCAGGUCAUAUUGCUUGGUCAGGCCUCUACUUGGAACAGUCCUGGGAUUGGCUGCAGCACAACAUUUUCCUCAUCGUUUCCUUCCUCCUGAUAGUCAUGUUCACCGUUUUUGUCCUGUUGCUGCUUAUUUCACAUCUCUAUCUGGUCUCUUGCAACACCACCACCUGGGAAUUCAUGUCACAGCAUCGCAUCUCCUACUUGAAACACUCCGAGUUGGAGAAUCCCUUUGACCAAGGGGUAAUCCUCAACCUUUGGAGGUUCUUCUGUUCAUGCCACCUCACUGCAUGGGAGAAAAUCUACUUUCACAGGGAUAGUGAACCUGUCUAGUCACAGCAGGACCUACUUAGUAAAGUGCCAACACACUUGCAGGUUGCUGGAUGAAAUUUUACUAAUGCAAAUUGCUGCUGUUUCCUUGUGUGGAACUUCAGCAUAUUCUGAACUAUGCAGCUUGUUCCGCAGCUUGCUCGUCCAUAAAAGCAAAUUUACAUUUUUAGAAGGAUAGUCAGGGUUAUACGGAUAGCACUGUUGAAGGGCAGGUAUUGGUUCUGAGAAGGGCAGAAGGCCAGAUAUUUUGGACUGAAUGAAUGUAUCUCUUUAAACUUGCUUCCUUUUGUUAACUGCAUCCAGAUCGCUUCAGAAGAAAUGCAAGAGUAGCGUGAAAAGGUAUGUGCACUUCUGCUCCCUAAAGUUUCACUUUCCUAUUGCUGCUAGAAAACAGCAGCUGUUACAGACAAGUGGAGCCAGAAUCAAUAUAAUUCCUGCGGCCUUUCUUCACAGUGCCGUCUCUCAGUAGUGUUUGACAAAUAAUAGAAACAUUCUGAGUAAAUAUAUGGAUAGUCGAAAGCAAAUUUCAUUUUGACUACAUGCUUAAAUGUCACGCUUUUCACAAAGAUCUGAGGUUUAACAGUGUUCAUGUAUAUGAGAAACAGCUGUAAGGCACAAAAUUCAACUGAUGUAAUUAGCCUCAUACUUUGUGAUGUCCUGAUCCGCUUCCU
Molecule: messenger RNA, 1466 nt
Organism: Struthio camelus australis
Lineage: Eukaryota; Metazoa; Chordata; Aves; Struthioniformes; Struthionidae
Source: RefSeq, a predicted model, not a curated record